AUGUUGUGCAUGCCAUCAAACACCAAACAUGGCACUGAUGGUGUUCAGGUUGAUGGAGGAUCACAAGAUUAUAAUGCUGGUUUAAGUGGAAAGUUGACUUCUAAAUCAAAUUGCGAUUCCUCAAUUGUCAAAAUGAAUCAUGACUCAGACUGCCUAGACCACUCAGAGGGAAUUGAAAGUGUAAGACUUGAUGAUGAUGGGGUGGAAGGCAUGCCGUCAGAUAUGGAUAUGAAGAAUGUUGGUGACCUGUCUAAUGAUUUUGCAAACACAUUUAUGCUGGAUGAAGAGCUAGAGCUUGAGCAGAAAAUAAUAAAGAAGGAUGAUCUUUUUCCUGUUAGAAGAAGUGGUGUCCAAAGGAUUGAUGAUGAAGAUGAUGAGAUUGUAGUCAAUGAUCAGGAUGUCCAGAGACUUGUAAUUGUCACUCAGAAUAGUAGAGUCGGUGAAGGAUCUAAAACUGGAGAUAAAGAAUCAAAAACCAUUUCCAAUGAGCUCGCAUCUGCUAUAAACGAUGGACUUUACUUCUAUGAGCAGGUUGAGAAAACCCCAAUGGAGUUUGUUAAUUACUGUACUUUCACUGUCCUAACAUAUGAUCAAUUAGCAGGAACUGAAAACCAAGAGAUCAAAUCUGUUGGCAUUGAAGAGUCAGGAAGUGCUAAUUCCCGGAAGAAGCAAAGUAAAAACUUCCAAAAUCAGCAGUCGUCCCAUAGACAGAGAUUCUUCUCAAGCAACUUUAGAAAUUAUGGAACUGCUCGGAACUCUCUAGGAAUCAUAUCAGAAAGUCCACCAAGUAACUCUGUUGGCUUUUUCUUUAGUUCCACGCCUCCUGAAAGUCAGGAGAAAGAACUAGAAGAGAACCCAGCUCAACUGAAGCAAUAUAUGUCAAGCAAGCUCGGAAAGAUACCUGAUAAAGUAAAAGCUGUGGUAGAAAACACCGAAUUGGAUGCUUUUAUAUCCUCUCCAUUGAGAUAUAGGCAUCCUUGGGAGCUUCUUUGGGGAAACAUCAGCAAAGGAAAUGCUUGUGUCGCAGGGGACGCGCUCCACCCCAUGACCCCAGACAUUGGCCAAGGGGCCUGCUGUGCAUUAGAAGACAGCGUUGUAUUGGCAAGGUGUCUUGGUGAGGCCUUAUUGAAGAACUCAGGGGGAGAAACAAAAGAUAAGGAGGAUGAAGAAGGAAAGGAAGAGUAUGAGAGGAUUGAGAUGGGGUUGAACAAGUAUGCCAACGAGAGGAGAUGGAGAAGCUUUGAUCUGAUUAGUACAUCUUAUGUGGUUGGUUUCUUACAAGAGAGUAAUGGAAAAUUUAUGAACUUCUUCAGGGACAAAUUUUUAUCUUCAAUCCUGGCUGGUUUGCGGUUGAAGAAGGCAGAUUUUGAUUGUGGAAAGCUCAGCAUCUCUUAA
Prunus armeniaca (apricot) is the source of this 1395-nucleotide messenger RNA. Lineage: Eukaryota; Viridiplantae; Streptophyta; Magnoliopsida; Rosales; Rosaceae. The record is from the annotation of a GenBank genome assembly.